This is a messenger RNA of Symbiodinium sp. CCMP2456, 837 nucleotides long. The record is from the annotation of a GenBank genome assembly. Lineage: Eukaryota; Dinophyceae; Suessiales; Symbiodiniaceae.
GACACCGGUGAACUUCGCCGAGUCUUGAAGGCCAUCAUGCCCAAUUUCUCAGACCGGGACCUGAACGACCUCCUGCGCGUCAUCGACACCAAUGGCAAUGGCGUGGUGGAAUACGAAGAGUUCUGCCAGUGGUUGGUGAAGGAGAAUCCCUUGGACUUUUCCAGCAGCACCUUCUCUGCCUACGUCUCGCAGCUCAUGCGCGAGGCCGGCCAGGCGAAGGACAAGGCGUCAAUGUGCGUGGACGAGAUUCAGGUGCGGGAUGAUGGCGUCUACUUCCGGCUCCAGUGUGGCACCGUGCGCUUGGAGACGACGACCUUCCGUGCAGACUCGUUGCAGCUGACAGCCCUCGAGCCUGAGGAGUUCAUCAGCAAGGUGGAGUGCGUCGAGGACGGCCUGGAGAUCAGCUUCAACACUGGCCGCGUGACGACACUGCCAGGAAAGGGCCCCCUAUUUGGGCCCUUCGAAGCGCCACUGGGAUUCUACAUCGACGGCCUCCGCGUGAAACCGAUGGACGCAGCCGAUGAGUCUGGUGCCCAGGACUUCGUGACGGGAGUCGACCUGGCGCCGCUCCCCCACGCCGCGGAGUACGACGCUCCCAGUGCGCUGCUCUACACGGCGGAGCAAGAAUACCUGCGGUCCUUGCGCGAGAUCUUGGCCAAGGCGGCGGUGGACGUCAAUGCUUUCGGUGCAGGAGGUGUCACAGCCCUGAUGCUUGCUGCUUCCCGGGGUGCCACCGGCUCCAUGCGGUGGCAACACCAACGCACAUAUGAUCGAUUGAAACGUGACACCGUAUUUGAGGAUGAGAAUGCACCAUCUUUGUCUGUGCUCUUGCCUUAG